Molecule: messenger RNA, 622 nt
Organism: Saccostrea cuccullata (small rock oyster)
Lineage: Eukaryota; Metazoa; Mollusca; Bivalvia; Ostreida; Ostreidae
Product: protein disulfide-isomerase A5-like
Exons: 3
Coding region: 171-578 (135 amino acids)
Biological process (GO): protein folding
Cellular component (GO): endoplasmic reticulum
Molecular function (GO): protein disulfide isomerase activity
Source: RefSeq, a predicted model, not a curated record
AGAUUUGCUAAAUGUUAACUUUUUACGCUUUGAAUAAAUUAUUAAGAUACAAGUAACUUGCUGAGGGUGACCUAUGAACAUAUGUUUAUUACUUCAUUGAUUGAAACAGAAAUGGUCAGGAAGCAUUCGACUACCAAAGUGGGAGGAGUACAAAAGAUCUUGUAUCCUUCAUGAAAGAUCCCAAGGAGCCACCCCCUCCCCCGGCCCCCGAGCCGGCCUGGAGCACGGUACCCAGUAAGGUCAACCAUCUGACCUCCAAAGACUUUAAAACAUUCCUCAAGUCCAAAGCCAGUGUACUAGUCAUGUUUUAUGCACCUUGGUGUGGACAUUGUAAGAAAGCUAAGCCGGACUUCCAGGAAGCCGCAGAUAAAAUGGCCAAGGAGUCCAAAUCAAAAGCAUUCGCUGCCGUAGAUUGUACAACUAAUGAAGAUAUCUGUUCUACAGAGAAAAUAGAGGGAUAUCCAACUAUUAAACUUUAUAGUGAUGGAAUUUUUAUGGCGGAUUAUAAUGAUGAUAGAAAGGCUAAUAAAUUUUACGACUUUUUAAAAAAUGCACCAGUAGUAAAAGAGGAACUGUAAUAUCUCCUAGCCUAUUUAUCUUUAAUAAAUUUUAUUACCUACAA